AUGAAAUUCGCAGUGAUGCUAUUAGAAACUCUAGUCGUGAUCAGCCCGCUAUGCGCCUUUCGGUUACCCACCACAGGCAACGGGGCCCUAGCCAACGAACUGCAAGACUUCUUUGAUCUGCUGCCUUUAGAGAAAAUCAUAGCAGUCACUAAAGCCUACCAUGUCCAGGACAAACAAUUCCAGGCGAUGCUCAGCCUUGUACAAUCCAAUGAGGGGAAAUUAUUCGUCCAAGACGUAGAAGCUGAUCCAGCUUGCAAGAAAUUAUUGAACUACAUGCAAGAUAAUGGCCUCGACAUUUAUUAUCUGUUGAACAAAUUGAAUGAAUCCUUGGACAUCCCGCAUAUCCAGCCUAGGAGUGUCACGGAGAUCACUGGAGGAAUCAUUGGUUACCUGGAGGAUGUUGCUGCACUGAUUCCCCUGGGAGAAUUUACCAAAGUGUACGAAGAUAAACGAAAACAUUCGAAGGUGUUUAAUGACUACGCAAAGACUUUCUUGUCUGAAGAGAACAUCAAGUUCUACCUUUCGCUACACAAGAAUGUACACUUUAAGAAUGUGGAGAAGAGCGCUGGCGAGAUUGGUAUCGAACAGGCUGCAUUCCGGCAGAGCUAUCUGUUUUUCGUUGUAAUUUCAGGAGUCGUUGGUAAAAUGUAA
Molecule: messenger RNA, 651 nt
Organism: Ceratina calcarata
Lineage: Eukaryota; Metazoa; Arthropoda; Insecta; Hymenoptera; Apidae
Exons: 1
Coding region: 1-651 (216 amino acids)
Source: RefSeq, a predicted model, not a curated record